UCAGCAGUAAACAAAGUGUGAGAGGAUUAUCAUGGCUACAGAGGUGAUUUUGCAGACCCUGCCACUGAAGGGGGGACACCUUCCUGCAGUAAAAGCAGGAGGGAUGCGGGUCACCAAAAAACAAGGGAAUGAAGACAGUGGGACAUCAGAGAGGAAGAAAUCCACAGCGGACAAGCCAAGCCCUGUGGUGAAUUUAACGAAGAUGCAGGCUGUGAAUAUUCUGGCUGGGGCUCUGGAGAAGCUGAGUCAUAACUAUCCAGAAGAGGCACAGAUUGCGCAUCAGAAACCCCGCCCCACUGUGGAGAAGGUCACUCCUCCGAAGAGACUCUAUAUUAUCCAGCAGCCACGUAGAUGUUAGUUCAGAUGUAUGAAGUGGCUUGUUGCUGAUGUUCUCCAGGAGGGACCAACGUUUUUGUCUACAGGGAAAAAAAUAUUUUGUAUAUUUCCAAAAUAAAGUUGUGAUAUUG
Staurois parvus is the source of this 467-nucleotide messenger RNA. The record is from the annotation of a GenBank genome assembly. NCBI's taxonomy places the organism in Eukaryota, Metazoa, Chordata, Amphibia, Anura, Ranidae.